Odobenus rosmarus divergens (Pacific walrus) is the source of this 1559-nucleotide messenger RNA. It is a transcript of the gene ECHDC2, whose product is annotated as enoyl CoA hydratase domain containing 2. Bases 104 to 994 code for a protein of 296 amino acids. NCBI's taxonomy places the organism in Eukaryota, Metazoa, Chordata, Mammalia, Carnivora, Odobenidae. Gene Ontology annotation, biological process: fatty acid beta-oxidation. The transcript has 10 exons. Gene Ontology annotation, cellular component: mitochondrion. The record is from RefSeq and is a predicted model, not a curated record. Gene Ontology annotation, molecular function: enoyl-CoA hydratase activity.
GGAGGUGGAGCAGUUGCGAAAACCGGCGGCCCAGCUGCGAGCUUUCCCCGGCAGUGGACGGAGUAGUGGAGGGGCUCUUGGCACCUUCCCAGCCUGUGCCCAGAUGCUGCGCGCCCUGACCAGCACCCUGCGCCUUCCAUGCCCCUGGAGGCCCCUUCGCACCCGCAGCUGCGCCUCCCACGGAGCUACCGGAGAUCCGGAGAUCCAAGUGCGCGCCCUGACCGGCAGCGACCAAGGAAUCACUGAGAUUCUGAUGAAUAGACCGAGUGCCCGCAAUGCCCUGGGGAACAUCUUGGUCAGCGAGCUGCUGGAAGCUCUGGCCCAGCUACGGGAGGACCAGCAAGUGCGUGUUCUGCUAUUCAGAAGUGGAGUGAAGGGUGUGUUCUGUGCAGGUGCAGACCUGAAGGAGCGGGAGCAGAUGAGUGAGGCAGAAGUGGGGAUCUUUGUCCAGCGGCUCCGAGGCCUGAUGAAUGAGAUCGCAGCCUUCCCUGCGCCCACUAUCGCAGCUAUGGACGGGUUUGCCUUGGGCGGAGGCCUGGAACUCGCCCUGGCCUGUGACCUCCGAGUGGCAGCUUCCUCAGCUGUCAUGGGGCUGAUCGAGACUACCCGAGGGCUCCUCCCUGGAGCAGGAGGGACUCAGAGGCUGCCUCGAUGCCUGGGGGUGGCCCUGGCAAAGGAGCUCAUCUUCACAGGCCGAAGACUGAGUGGUGUACAGGCCCAAGCCCUGGGGCUGGUGAACCACGCUGUUUCCCAGAAUGAGGAGGGCAACGCCGCCUACCAUCGGGCACGGGAACUGGCCCAGGAGAUCCUGCCCCAGGCACCCAUUGCUGUGCGGCUGGGCAAAGUAGCCAUUGAUAGAGGAAUGGAGGUGGACAUCUCAUCAGGGAUGGCCAUUGAAGGAAUAUGCUAUGCCCAGAACAUCCCCACUCAGGACCGCCUAGAGGGCAUGGCAGCCUUCAGGGAGAAGCGGCCCCCCAGAUUUGUUGGCAAGUGACUCCCAUUUAACUAUAAGCGUGGGAGACGCCUGCCUUCCAGGGCAGGAUCCAAAAGGAAAAUUUGCAGGGUGACCGUUCAUCAUUUCACCUCUCUGGGCUUUAGUCUCCUCACAAGGACAAGGACAGAUAUAAAACUGGAAUGGUGUUUGAUACCAAGGUCCUGCCCAUGCCACCUACAGCUAUAUUCAUAAUUCCUCAUCCUGGCUAGAUAAUCACUGGUGUCAAGUUGGCUUUGGAGAAUAUGUCUCUCCCUACUCAAAUGGUAAACUAAGGAUUAAAACAGACCACUCUGGGCCUUUGUAUUAUUGGCUCUCAGGCCUGACCUCUGCCUCUCAGUUAUCGGGUGCUCACCAGAGAUGGCAAAAGGUUGUAAGAACCCUCCAGUUUCUUCCUCUGUACAACAGAGAUAAUACAGAAACCCUGGUAGUGGCUAACAGGCAUCAGGAAUCAGACUGCAGAUCCCAGCUCUCUGCCAUUCAUUGUGUGCCUCAGCUUCCUCAUCUGCAAAAUGAAACUGCUGUGAGGAUUAAAAAAAAAAGCCUAUGGCUUCAUGUUCAAUAAACC